Lates calcarifer (barramundi perch) is the source of this 3646-nucleotide messenger RNA. It is a transcript of the gene plppr2b, whose product is annotated as phospholipid phosphatase related 2b. The transcript has 8 exons. Gene Ontology annotation, biological process: phospholipid metabolic process; phospholipid dephosphorylation; signal transduction. NCBI's taxonomy places the organism in Eukaryota, Metazoa, Chordata, Actinopteri, Centropomidae. Gene Ontology annotation, molecular function: phosphatidate phosphatase activity. The coding region runs from base 598 to 1626 and encodes 342 amino acids. The record is from RefSeq and is a predicted model, not a curated record.
UGGCUCUUUUCUGCUUUCAGUCUCCGCUCCCACUGUCUCAUUCUCUUAUUCCAUCUUCCCACUCUCUGUUUUUCCUCCUCCUCCUCUUUGCCUCUCCUUCUUUUUCUCUCACACACAGACACACACACACACACACAUACUCUCUCUCUCCUUCUCUCUCUCUCUUCCUCCCCUCGUAUCCACCGGCAACUGCGCUGAGCAGCCUCCCUCACCAAGCCAGUGGAUCCCUUCACUUGACUAAUUAGCCUUGAAGUGCUGUUGAAGAUCAUCAUAUUUAGCUUAGCGACCUAGCGGCAGAGUGCAGACAGAUAUAGACUAGGCUGACUGGAGGCUGGAUGCCUGGCAGUGGGCAAGCUCACUAUCUCUCUCUAUUCACACUCAGUGCCGAGGGCUCCUCAGUGGCGGAGUGGCGGAAGUGAGAGGUGGUUUUGCUUUGAAAGAGACGAGGAGGGGAAAAGAGAAAGAAGAGCUGAGACCACAUCGAAACCACAGAAUGGGGGUCCGCUGCAGGAGCAAAUCUUCCUAGAGGAGACAGAGACUUGGAGGAGGCAGUGGUCACUGUGCAGCAGCACCGCGUGCAACACACAAAGAUUUAAGAUGAUUGACAGUCGUCUACCAGCACAGAGGAGGGUGGUGAGGAACCUUCCUGCAGACCGAGGCCAGCAGAAGACCAGCACCUACAUCGUGCCCUGCUUCCUCUUUGUGGAGCUGGUCAUCAUGGCAGGGACCGUUCUGUUGGCGUACUACUUUGAGUACACGGACACAUUCCCCGUGCACAUCCAGGGCUUCUUCUGUUUCGACAAAGCCUACUCCAAGCCGUACCCAGGACCAGAGGACAACAGCAAGGCGCCGCCUGUCCUCGUCUACUCCCUGGUAACCGCCAUCCCCACUGUGACGAUUCUGAUCGGGGAAGUGACCAGUUUCUUUGUGAAGACUGAGGGAGCUCAGGAGAAGACCAUAGUGACCGCCGACUGCUGUUAUUUCAACCCUCUCCUCCGUAGGAUCGUACGUUUUCUGGGUGUCUACUCCUUUGGCCUCUUCACCACCACCAUCUUUGCCAAUGCCGGACAGGUGGUGACAGGAAACCAGACGCCUCAUUUCCUGUCUGCCUGCAAGCCAAACUACACAGCUCUGGGCUGCCAGUCUCCACUGCAGUAUAUCGCGGAGCGCCGGGCCUGCACGGGAAACCCGUACCUGGUGGCGUCCGCCCGCAAAUCCUUCCCCUCCAAAGACGCAGCUCUCAGCUUUUAUUCAGCCAUCUACACAGUGAUGUACGUGACCCUGGUGUUCCGGACAAAAGGCACCCGUCUGACCAAGCCCACCCUGUGCCUGGUGCUGCUGUCUCUGGCCGUGCUGGUAGGGGUGGUGAGGGUGACCGAACACAGAAACCACUGGAACGAUGUCCUGGCCGGGUUUGUCACUGGAGGGGCCAUCGCUGCCUUUCUGGUGUCAUGUGUCAUCAACAAUUUCCAGCCGACCCAGAUAGCGGUGCCAACUCCCCCACCUCCACAGCGCCCAGAGCCCUCCGCUGGGCUCCCUCUCCUCAGCCUGCCCCGUGUGGAGAGUCCACUCGAAAAGUUAAGUGGCCUCCAGGCUCCAGGGCUACCGUAUUCUGAGAUCACAUGACCAUCAGCCAAUCCCGUCCCCCGCCCCUCCCGAUGUGCUCCUCCCCUCGCGGCGUUGCCUCACCAGCGCAGUCUAGACCUGCCCUCUGAGACCCCCCUGCCCUGCCCCGCUCACCCCAAAGGACGACAUCCUCUCCGACGAGUCAAAUCAACCCAGGUGUGAGGAUCCACCAAUUGAAUGGAACAGUUCAGCGACAGGUGCACACGGCAAGCCUGGCUGAAACCUAUCAUCCGCUAAGGACCAAUAGGAGAUGGAGACUUGUCCUUCUGUCUCGUUCUGUCCUGCUUGUCCUCCAAGAUGGCCUCCCUUUUCUUUUGGGUGUAAAAGACCCAAUGAAAGACUUGCCAAAGCCAGAGCUGUUGAAGCAAUACUGUGUCCUAUUCCCUUGUCCUUUUUUCCACAAAGACUCAACAGUGACUUUAAAGACUGUUGGCUGGUGAUGACUUGAUGAAACACUUGAUCAAAACAAAAUAACUCAGCAGAGCUGAGGUUUGGGGAUGGAAGAAAAUCCCAAUCACAAGUGGAUCAUCCACAAAAGACCAUUUUUUAACACUCAGGACAAUAAAAUGGGGAAAAAAAACACAGGACAAGAUUUAAAACAAAAAUCUUUGGGUAAUCAAAAUGCAGGUACUGUCAAGUAUUAUGGUACAGAAUUUUUUCUGUCCUAAAAAACUAACAGGAAAUGCUGUCAAAGAGGAAAGCACUUUUGUAAAUUAUAGCACAGAUGAACCAGUUUAGUGUUCAGUAAACUGUGUUGUAUCUUAUUUGUUUUUUGGGGGAUAUCGGUUUGAUCUUUUGCUGUAUAUUGUGUGAAGUGAUAGAAAGGAGAUUUACACACUAGAGCUGUGCUUGUGGUACCACGUUUGUUUUGGAGCAUCAGUUAAUUCAUCCCUCUAGUGAACUGAACUGGAUUUUUGCCAACCUUCCAAACAUCUUCUACUUAGUAUUCAGGUGUGUGUGUGUGUGUGUGUUAUAAAUGUCUGUAGGUUCUACGUCCAUGCUGUGAAAUAAUUGGAUCAUUUGACGUACUGCCUAUUCUCAUGUGGAGUUCUUUGUCAGUGUUAGUUUCCUGUUUCCCAUUUUGCCAUUUUCAUGCAUCUUCUGCCUUUUUCUUUCAGGUUACCUUCAUCUAAGUACAGGACAACAAUAUGACGUGUCUUGCAUUCAUAUCACACAAUGGUCUCCAAAAUGAAUGUGUGGUAAUGACAUCACUUUAUACAUCUGUCCAGUCCAGUCUUUCUUUGUUUUUACCUGCUUCAGUCCAUCAUCAUUUCCUCACACUGACUCUAUGAAUCUAAUGGCACAGACCAGUGUAUAACACAGAGGUAAGGUCUCUGAGUUCUGUAUAGUUUUGUACAGUAUAUAGGUUUCUUUACACAGUAUAUACAACAUUAUCAUUAUGUUAAAAUUGUGUGAACAAUGUGAAGCUACCUGAAACUAGCUGUCUUGUAGGAACAUGAGUAGUGGCCUGAUCUAAAGCAGGAAUGUAGCGCAGUGGAGAAGUGUGGUGUGUUUGGCUCACAACUUGCUUUGGUUCUGCUCAGUUCAAAAGGACACUGCAGACAGGUUAUACUAGUAGGAGAGUAUGUAGUGGGUUAUUUAAAGAAGACAUUGCUAUGGUUUUAUUAUGCGUGUGUGUGCGUGCGUGUGUGUGCUUCUUGGGAUUUGUGUGUAUGUUUAUAAUGAGCACAUUGUAUGGCAGCAUAACUGUUAAUUUGGCAAUCUGUUUUCUUAAGUUAAACUGUCAAAAGUAGCUGCUAUAAUUACACACUUGUUCUUGUGUGUAACUGCAGGCCUUCAAAGGACCCCUGCCAAGCCGUCCCUAACAAUGCCUGUUAUAGCAGAAGGUGCUCAUUAUAGCUUUGAGAUUACCUACAGUAAAACUUUUCAGUCUGGAUUUUUUUGUAAACAGCUGAAGAGAUAUAGAGAACACCAUAACUGUCCAAAUAAUGUUAUUUUCAUGUUAAAAAUGUCUCUGUUUUGUAUUUAUUUACCAAAAUAAAUUGCAACUAGCACACAU